Triticum turgidum subsp. durum (durum wheat) is the source of this 897-nucleotide messenger RNA. The record is from the annotation of a GenBank genome assembly. NCBI's taxonomy places the organism in Eukaryota, Viridiplantae, Streptophyta, Magnoliopsida, Poales, Poaceae.
AUGGGGGCGGAGGCGAAGUGCGACAGGAUAAAGGGUCCGUGGAGCCCCGAGGAGGACGAGGCGCUGCGGCGGCUGGUGGAGCGGCACGGGGCGCGGAACUGGACCGCGAUCGGGAGGGGGAUCCCCGGGCGGUCGGGCAAGUCGUGCCGCCUGCGGUGGUGCAACCAGCUCUCGCCGCAGGUGGAGCGCCGCCCCUUCACGGCGGAGGAGGACGCCGCCAUCCUGCGUGCGCACGCGCGGCUCGGCAACCGCUGGGCUGCCAUCGCGCGGCUCCUGCCCGGCCGCACCGACAACGCUGUGAAGAACCACUGGAACUCCUCGCUCAAGCGCAAGCUCGCCACCGCCACCGGCGGCGGCGCGGCGUGGGAGGAGGCCAGCGACUCCGGCGACUCCCCGCGGCCGUGCAAGCGCGCGAGCCCGGGGCCGGAGAGCCCCACCGGAUCAGACCGCAGCGAGCUCAGCCACGGGAGCGGGCAGGUGUUCCGCCCCGUCCCGCGCCCCGGCGGGUUCGACGCCAUCAGCGCGGACGUGAGGCCGCCUCCACCGCGCCAGGACGAGGAUCCGAUCACCUCUCUCUCGCUCUCGCUCCCCGGACUAGAGCACGGGUUCCACCACGACAGCGCCCGGAGCCACUUCCAGGAGCUCUCGCCAUCGCCACGCUCGCCUUCUCCUCCACCGGCGCCGGCGCCCCAGCCGUCGUCCUCGUACCCGUUCAGCGGCGAUCUGGUGGCGGCCAUGCAGGAGAUGAUCCGCGCGGAGGUGUGCAAGUACAUGUCCGGCGUGGGGCUCCCCGCCGGGUGCGGCGCCGGCGCCGUGGGCGAGGCGUGCAUCCCGCAGCUCGUCGAGGGCGUGAUGCGCGCCGCCGCGGAGCGGGUCGGCGUCAUGACCCGCCAGUAA